Molecule: messenger RNA, 4269 nt
Organism: Brienomyrus brachyistius
Lineage: Eukaryota; Metazoa; Chordata; Actinopteri; Osteoglossiformes; Mormyridae
Product: neurogenic differentiation factor 6-B-like
Exons: 2
Coding region: 1786-2829 (347 amino acids)
Molecular function (GO): protein dimerization activity
Source: RefSeq, a predicted model, not a curated record
AACAAGCGCGACGGGAAAAAAAUACCCUCGUCUUUAUUGUCAUCCGUGGGAGGUAAAUUCCAGGCCUUGGGGAUAAAAUGGAUACAACAAAAGGAGAGAAAAUGAGGGAGUGGUGAAGGACUGCGAGCGCUCCACGCCUCGCGGGUUUAAAAAAAAUGAAGAUGAACCCCAGAAAACCAUAGGAGGGUGUAGAUGAAGGUGUGGAAGACGGAGAGUCAAGCAGAUAUUUUUGCGAGAUCAGGUGGGGGCUCAAUAUACGAGAAGUUAUCCAAGAGCCAGACGAAACCGCAAAACGCCAUGCCGUAACUAUUUAAAGCGUUCACAUAAGGGACUGAUAAUCUGUUAAAAUUACAAUGUUCUUAAACAAAACUAAUCAUUUUUAAUUAUGCAACGGUAACAAUUUCUGAGGAUAAUUAAAAAAAAACAACAACAAGCUACACUGAAGAAGCGGCUUUAUCCGGAUUUUAAAACAUGAUUCAUAAUUUUAAAUUACACUUGUUAUAAAAUUCUCCUUUAACAGCUGAAUUUUUUACAUCAUCGGAUUCAGACUGAUACUGGGAUCAAAAGUUAUUUUCUCUGCGUUGGAAGACUUGUAUAUGAUUGAAACGCCGUUUUAAUGCGCUGGGAGUGUGCGUAGGUGAGAGGCUCUCAGACUGACCACAUGGCCCAGAGCUCACAGCACCACCUGGAGGAAAUUACCUGGAAUGAACUACCGAGUGCUGAAUCGGCGCCGGAAUUCGAACCCGAGGCCAUUGUUUACCUACUUGGCUAACAAAGGUUGAACUCGGAAUAGCUUUAUUUCUGAAGGGUGGAGAGAAAAUUAAAGUGGAAAUAAACCAGAACCUGACGGAGAGCGAUUGGGAAUCACACGUAAUGUCCCCCCUGACCCAUGAAAUAAGAAGAUAUGUCAGUGUAUGAUGGUACACUAUAAUAAGGUACUGAUUAAAGCUAACCGUUAAGGAUACCUUCCAUUUUAAUUAUUGUUCUUGUUCAUGUUUUUGUCUCCACGCUAGGAAUAUUAUUUAUGUUUAUUUAUAAUGUAUUCCACGCUCAUUGCAGGUGAUUAAUUACUAAAAACGAGCCCCUGUUAUUCACAUCCAAUUAAUACAAAAAACGUAAAUUAGUCUUUAGUUUAUUUUCAUAAUUUACACAUUAAUCAAGUUAAACUUCAGAUAACCCUCACGCAGGUGGUUCUGAUCAACAAUUUGGAGAGCACGUCUCCUAAAUAACCGGAGAAUUAAUCAUCACGGAACCGUAUAAAAUACCCAUACGCGUGCUGUAUGUGUAGUGUGGUAUUAAUAUGCAUUGAAACGUAUAUGUGCAUUCAUAUGCAUUCUUGCCAUGUAGCAGUCAUCUGUUUAACGUUGGGCCUCGUUAAAGGCAGCUGAUUUUCAUCUUUUAAUAUAUGCUGCAAAAGGUCGUGCGAUUUAGGUUGAGAAAUAAACCAAAAUCGCGAUUCUUAUUCGAGAAUGUGUCUAGCGAAGUUAGUAUUAAUCUUUCUUCGGGCUGAUCUUCAGACGCUAAAUUAAAGCUGCUCGGUGCCCAGUAAGUGAGGAUGCCAGAUGAUCGGUGCAGAACGGAUGUCCCCAGAGACGGAGUCACGUGAGCGUCCCUGACACGCGACGUCAGCGGCAGAUGGCAUGGGUACCAGCCCUGGCAGUUGGCAUCAGUGUCAUUUCUCAAAAGGGAGAGAUAAGGGGCCGGGAGGAAGAGGGAGAGUACAACAGAGUCUCACUGACAUCUCCAUCGCGAGGCACUGGGGCUGGUGUUUAAACCUGAACCUUUAUGGAACAUGAAAACACACAGUCCAGGACAAUGCUGACCGUACCCUUCCAAGAUCCCGAUGCCAUGCAAGACGGCCAGUUCGGCGCAAACUUCACACGUGAAUACCAGGCUGACCGCAAAGUCCGAAAGCAAGACGCAACUUCCCAAAAGCCGGAGGCGGCCCCCAAACCAGAAGAAAAAGAAACACAGGAGGACAAUUCUGAAAAGGACGAAGACGACAGAGAGGAGGACCAAGACGAAAACGGGCUACCAAGAAGGAGGGGGCCUCGGAAAAAGAAGACCAAGGGCCGAGUAGACAGGGUCAAGAUGCGACGCCAGGAAGCCAACGCCCGGGAGCGCAGCCGCAUGCACGGACUGAACGACGCUCUGGAGAGUCUUCGUAAAGUCGUGCCCUGUUACUCCAAAACGCAAAAGCUGUCCAAAAUCGAGACUUUGCGCCUGGCCAAAAACUAUAUUUGGGCUCUGUCAGAGACUCUCAGCGCCGGCAAGAGACCAGAUCUUCUCGCCUUCGUGCAGACCCUAUGCAAAGGACUGUCACAGCCCACUACCAAUUUAGUGGCGGGAUGCCUGCAGCUCAACGCCAGAAAUUUUCUUACAGAUCACAAUGGGGAAGGGUCGUUCCCCGGCAGGCCCCCCUAUGAUGCAGUAUACCCGCCCUAUCCCAGCCCAGACAUGGGCACACCCGCAGGGCACGGCAGCGGCACCAUAGACAACGGAAAACCCUUCAGAGCGUACGGGUACUGCGGUGCGUACGAGUCGUUCUAUGAGAACACCUCCCCGGAGUGUGUGAGCCCCCAGUUCGAGGGUCCGCUCAGCCCGCCCAUGAACUUUAAUGGGAUUUUCUCCCUCAAACACGAAGACACAUCAGACUAUGGCAAGAACUGUCACUACGGUAUGCGUUACUGCGCGAUGUCAGGCCGGACCCCCAUCGGGCAGACCUCAAUGUUCAGGGUGUCAGCCGAAAGCCAUUUCCCAUACGACCUGCACCUGCGCAGCCAGCCCUAUGCAAUGCAGGACGAGUUAAACGCCUCUUUUCAUAAUUAAUGAGAGAAAGUGAAGGUUUGCCAGGUAAUUAUUGAAAAUAUUUAUGUAUUUGUUUGUUUAUUUAUUCACUUGUUUGUUUAUUUGAAGCGCAUCUGAAUUAUUUACAGUAUGCAUAGUGUUUUACUAUAGGUUUGGUUAAAUCUGAAAUCGCAGUGUAGCCUAAUUAUUGUUUUAGCCUACAAAAAAAUUGUAUAUGAAUAAUUGGUCAAUUUUUCCCCUUUAUCCACGGACGCCGUUAUUUAACUGACGUGUGCACCCAGGUAAUUAAAGAUUCCCUAACCUGGGUUAUUACGGAUAUCGAUUGCAUAUAUUUGUAAACGGAAUGAUUAGUGACUAACAGUCCAAGGUCAGGCGUAACCCAAUUACGACAUUCUAUUGGGUAUUGUUUUCUGUAAAAGUUAAACUCAUUCUUACUGAAACACAGUCGGUGCGCACUUUGAAUAUUACCAGAAGCCCAAGCAAUAAUGGCAAUACCAACUAUGCAACACCGAGCGGCUUUGAGUUCCCCUCAUUUCUGCGUUAUCGCAUUAUUUAGCGUUCAAGGUUCGUUAGAGGGUUAAUCCUACUCUUCUCAAUAACUAUUUGGCAAACAGUUUUCAGUUUAUUAAUUACGGAAUCCAAAUACGUUCCGUGUUAAUGUGAAGACACAAGUGUGCACAGGAGAAUAGAUAGAUAACGAUUAAAAGUGUUUAAAUGUUACAUUGAAUAAUGCGUUACAUUUAAAACGGUGUUUUAAAUUAAAAUGAAUUAAUGUGAUCAAAUUAUCCGGUCUGUUGCUACUAGUUAUUUUUUAAGACAGCAUGUCCUUGGAGAAGUGUCUCCCGGUUUUGAUGUGCAGGCCAAAACGCUUCUUGAGGAUCGACCACACACAUUUGCACGUCCAAUGGAAUCAAUGCAUGGACGAUUUUAUUUUAGAUGUCCUCAUGUCAUCAGUUUGGCGGCGCAAAACCGUUUGUACAUAGCCGUACCGUUUACAUGUAUAUAUACAACUUGGAUACACCGUAUGCUUUGUAGCUGUUUAUAUAUGCAACUUUUAUUUUUUUUGUCCCAUUUAGUAUUUACAAUGGUACGGAUUUUAGUGUUUAUUUAUGUUGACGUAUUGUCCUUAGACAGUUAAAUCAUGUUUACAAGAUUACAUGUCAAUUGUAAGGAUGAAACCUGUGGAAUAUAUUCGAUGAAAGUUCAGACUUCGUCUCCUAAUUGAAAACGGUUAAAAUCGCCUUAAUUUAAAUGAAAUAUUCGGCACGUAUCAGUUAUGCAACGGCAUGAGUGUUGGAAAAACGGCUUUAGGCUUUGUACAGUAGAUUAUUUUGAUCUUUUAUGAUGAAAGUUUUCGUGAAGAAAAACCCAUAAUGCACUAAAUAUUUGUUCUGCACAUUUGUAUUAAACUAAGUUGUUUUGUAUUGCCAAACGAAUAAUAAAAUGCCAAGCAAAACUCAA